AUGAAGAAAUGGACGCAAAAGCGCCUGCGUGCCAAAGGCAAAGAGCCUCGAACAUCGGCAGCGGGAUCGAGCUCGAAUCUUAACUCUGCAACUGCUCCCGGACCAUUGCUCCCGGUGCCGGAACCAGAGAGCCAGCUUCAACCACCAGCUGGGGCUCCUUUCCCCAGCUCUUCGUCAUCCGCAGUGUCUGGAGUGCCAUAUGGGCUGCUAUUGCUUUGUCGGGGAGUAGAGCCGAUAGUAGACAUAGUCGCAGUCCAUGGACUCAACGGCCACCGCGAGACAACCUGGACCGAUCAACAUGAUGUACUCUGGCUUCGAGAUCUGUUGCCAUCCAAGCUUCCAAACGCGCGCAUUUGGACCUGGGGUUACGACUCACGAACUCACACUAAGAGCCAUCGUGACCAUUUGACGAUCAAGAAGUUGUACGAUCAUGGUAGAGCGCUGGUACAGGAUCUCGACGGCGAGCGACGAGAUGAUGAUUCAUAUCGACGGCCAAUUAUCUUCAUCGCUCAUAGUCUGGGAGGAAUUGUUGUCAAGAGUGCACUACUUCACUCCGAUCGAGUGAGAAAAGGUCAUCUUGAAGAAGAGAGAUCCAUCAAGCUCUCUACCUACGGCAUCAUCUUCAUGGGUACUCCACACCAAGGCGGCCAGGGGGUGAAAGUUGGGGAAAUACUGCUCAACCUGGCGAAGGUACGGGGCAACACAAAUGAUAGUCUUCUUAAACACCUAGAGGAACACUCCGAGCCUCUACAACAACAGAAUUCCGACUUUGCAUCUAUCAGUCAAGACUUCAACAUAAAAUUUGCCUAUGAGACAUUGCCGACCCCUCUUGUUGGUGGAGCGGCCAAAGUAAUCGUUCCAAAAUGGUCCGCUGUGGUUCCUGGCACUCCAGAUGCUGCGGAGUUUGGUAUCAGUAAAGACCACAUUCAAAUGACAAAAUUUUCGAACAGCGACGACCAAGACUUCAGGAAGUUGUCUCGAAUGCUAGCGUCCAUGAUUCAGAAGGCACAAGCAAAGAUAGAGAGCAACUGGAAAUCAGAAGGGCGUCUAAAACAAGGCAGACAAGCGUACAAAGUGCCUUUCCACAUCCGAGGAGUCCCGAUCGUAGGGAAAUAUGUCGAGCGACAUUGGGAAAUGCAAUACAUGGAGGGAAAAUUGUUACCAAAAGAAGAAAGCAAGCAGCAAAAAAAACUCGUGCUUCAUGGUCUGGGAGGCAUUGGCAAGACACAGCUGUCUCUAGCUUAUGCAAGGAAACAUCAAACUGAUUACACUGCCGUAUUCUGGCUCAAUGGACAGGCUCGUGAAAGCCUUAAACAAAGUAUUGCAGGGAUUGCGAGCCGGUUGCCGAAAGACCAGAUGUCGGAAUUUGCCACGAGUUGCACCCAGCAAGGCAGCGAACAGCUGGAUAAACUUGUCGAGGAAGUCCUGGGAUGGUUCAGCAGGGAGGGUAACGGCAAAUGGCUACUGAUCUACGACAAUGUUGAUCGCGAUAGUUCUCACGAUCCAGAGGCUUUCGACAUUGUGGAUUUCCUGCCCGGAAGCGAUCACGGAGCAAUCAUCAUCACAACUCGUCAAUUACGACUCGGAACCUUAGGAGAUGAGAUGCCUGUCACCAAGAUGACAAUGGAGGAGGGACUGAAAGUCCUGGAGAAUCAAUCAGGAUCUACAUUGAUAGAUAACCCACAGGCAUCUGAACUUGUGAAUCGUGUAGGGGCCCUCCCACUGGCUCUUGCGCAAGCAGCCUCGUACAUGCGAGAGACAGGCACUAGCGUGACCGAAUACCUCGACUUCUACAAUACCGCUUGGGAUGAUCUCAUGAAACACGAGGCUCGUCCAGAAUCCUUGUUACGCGAAUAUGGGAAUCGCAGUGUCCAGACCACAUGGAAUAUUUCCUUUGAGUCCGUCAAGCGGAAAAAUGAAGAUGCCGCGAACAUGCUGCAAGUUUGGUCUUAUCUCGACAAUAGGGAUAUCUGGUUUGAGCUUUUCAACAACAAGAAAAACUCGGACCUAGAAGGGUGGUCAAGCCCACCGGAGUGGUUUCGCAGAGUUGUUCGCAACAAAUUGAGUUUCAAAGGGGUCGCUGGCACCCUUCUCGCUUACUCACUGAUUGAAGCAAGACAAGACUCUGAUUCCUAUGGGGUACAUCCGGUAGUCCAUGAAUGGUGCAGAAAGACAGUGACGACGGACAGGCAACACGAGUCAGCUUUUUUGGCGAUCACGUCCGUUGCGUUUGGGGUGCCAGAUGGAAAUGAAAGAGACUACUGGAGGACUCAGCGUCGUCUGCUACCGCAUGCAAAUCGAUUCUCUCAACAGUCGAUGGACAUGUUGGAAGAGGCCCUUGAGCCAGAGCAAGCGAAUGACCUUCAUACUGCGUUUCAUUUUCUAGGUGACCUCUAUGUGGAUAGCGGUUCACGGAUGCGGGUAGAGGCUGAGGCUCUGUAUAACCGCGCAAUGUCGGGCAGGGAAAAGUCUCUGGGCUCCCAUCACAUGAAUACAAUACAUACACUUAGCAACAUAGGUAGUUUGUACUAUGACCAGGGAAGGCUGGUAGACGCCGAGGUUAUGGGUAGGCGCGUGCUGGCCAAGAGAACAGAGGAAUUGGGUCCAGAUCACAAGACAACGAUGCGUUCAGUCUAUAAUCUCGCAAUUGUUCUCGAAGACCAAAAUAAGCUAGUUGAAGCAGAGGACUUGUACCAGCGGGUAUUGACGUGGCAUCAAAAGUCGCCGGAUCCAAUUCAUACCACAAAUCCCAACCUAUACAAUGCCUUGGGAGCUCUCUACCGCAAACAAGGCAAGCUGACAGAGUCCGAGGCCAGGUAUCUGCAAGCACUCGCUGGGUACGAGGCGGCACUAGAGUCAGAUCAUCCGUCCAGACUGCAAGCCAAUCAUAAUCUAGGGCUCCUAUACGUUGACCAAGAAAGGCUAGCAGAAGCUGAGGCUGCGUUUAAAGGGGUGUUAGAAGGCAGAAAGACAGUCUUUGGGCCGGAUCAUGAAAAAACACUGGACGUGAUGCGCAACCUAGGCUCCGUCUUUGAGAAGCAGGGAAGAUUGACGGAAGCUGAAGCCAUAUAUCGGCAGGCGUUGGCAGGACGUAUCAGGGUACUCGUCUUUGGGCCGGAUCAUGAAAAAACACUGGACGUAUCUAGCGCUAUCGUCUUUGAGAAGCAGGGGAAGCUUGCUGAGGCUGAGGCUUUAUACCUGCAGGCAGUAGAACCAUUCAAGCACGUCCCAGAUGAACAAAAGACUUCAGCAACUUUCGACUUCCUAAAUGAUCUAGGCUGUCUAUACGAAGAACAAGGGAGAUCAGCUGAGGCUGAGGUAAUGUAUCAGCAAGCUUUAACGGGAUAUCAGACGGUGCUGGGUCCAGAUCACGAAGAUACGUUACGUACACUCAACAACUUGAGAGAAUGCUGCGAGAAUCAGGGCAAGUUCGCUGAAGCUACACCUUUAUGUCUACAGGAACUAGAGCUUUAUGGACCAGACGCUCGGAAAAACGAAACGAUUCUCGACUUGUCAAACAAUCUAGGCUGUCUAUACGAAAAACAAGGGAGAUCAGCUGAGGCUGAGGUGAUGUAUCAGCAAGCUUUGACAGGAUAUCAGACGGUGCUGGGUCCAGAUCACGAAGAUACGUUGCGUACACUCAACAACUUGAGAGUAUGCUACGAGGGUCAGGGCAAGUUCGCUGAAGCUACACCUUUAUGUCUACAGGAACUAGAGCUUUAUGGACCAGACGCUCGGAAAAACGAAACGAUUUUCAAAUUGAUAGACAAUCUAGGUGUUCUUUAUCACAGACAACACAAAUUCGUUGAAGCUGAAGCAAUGUAUCAGCAAGCUUUAAACGGAUAUCAAACGGUGCUGGGUCCAGAUCACGAAGAUACGUUGCGUACACUCAACAACUUGAGAGAAUGCUACGAGGGUCAGGGCAAGCCUGACGUUGCUCUCCACAAGCAGCAUCACUCGCAGGCCUUCAACUCUACCACAACCACAAUGCCCUCCCCACGCACCCUCCUCAUAACAGGCGCAACCGGCAAACAAGGCGGCGCCCUCAUCACCUCCCUCCUCGCCUCCCCCUCCGCCUCCUCCUUCAACAUCCUCGCCCUAACGCGCAAAAAGACCUCUGCGGCCGCCAAAGCCCUAGCUGCCCGGUCGCCCAAGCUCACCUUGAUCGAAGGCAAUCUCGACGACCCCCGCGCUGUCUUCGCGUCGGCCCGUGAAUCUCUAACACCGAGCCAAGCACCCAUCUCUGGCGUCUUCAGCGUGCAAACGCCCAUGAGCGGAAACGAAGAGAAACAGGGCAAAGACCUCGUGGAUGCGGCGUUGGAGAAUGCGGUCGAGCAAUUCGUAUACAGCUCUGUCGAGCGGGGAGCCGGGAGUCCGGCGACAGAUGUGCCGCAUUUUGCGCACAAACAUCACAUUGAGGAGCAUCUCAUGGAGAAGAGCGAAGGGAGCAGGAUGGACUGGACGAUUCUGCGACCUGUAUGCUUCAUGGACAAUCUCACGCCAGACUUCCUCGGGAGGCUGUUCGCCACGGCUUGGAAACGCACACUGGAUCCGUCCGACAAGCCGAUUCAACUCAUCCACACGCCUGACAUUGGCGUCGUCGCCGCCGAAGCUUUUCUUCAUCCCGAGGAGUAUAGGAACCAGACGAUGAGUCUCGCAGGCGAUGAGAUCACUUACGCUGAAGCUGACGCUGUGUUCAAAGAGAAAGUUGGGAAGGAUAUGCCGGUGACGUUUGGGCCGCUGGUUGGAGCGGCGAUGUGGGCGGUUAAGGACUUGGGGCUUAUGUUCCGGUGGUUCAAGGAUGAGGGCUUCGCGACUCCUGUGGAGGAAUUGAAGAGGAGGUAUAGGAUGACGAGUUGGGCGGAGUAUGUGGAGGGGAAGAAGGGUGGUUUUAUUGCGAAGUGA
Letharia columbiana is the source of this 4905-nucleotide messenger RNA. RefSeq lists its product as uncharacterized. The transcript is spliced from 9 exons. NCBI's taxonomy places the organism in Eukaryota, Fungi, Ascomycota, Lecanoromycetes, Lecanorales, Parmeliaceae. Gene Ontology annotation, molecular function: ADP binding; protein binding. The coding region runs from base 1 to 4905 and encodes 1634 amino acids. The record is from RefSeq and is a predicted model, not a curated record.